AUGAGACCUCAAACCUUCCUCCGAGCAUGCUUGCUCCCGCUACUCUUCUUCGAGGCAGCCUACGCCGACGCCGACUUCCUCGAUGUGCGCACCAAGCUAGAAAGGGACCGCUCCGGCAAGCGCGGUGACCCCAAAGACAAAUACUUCCACGAGAGUACCUUUCACAGCCAUUACGAUGGCCGCUUCGCCGAUAAAGAGAUUAGUGAGGAUGUCCGGUUAUCACAUCUCACAGCUCUCAUCCGGACAUUCCUCGCCACCAUGAGUGACAUUGGGGCCGAGGCUUGGAUUAUGCAUGGAACACUGCUUGGCUGGUGGUGGAAUGAGCGGAUAAUGCCUUGGGAUUCCGACCUGGAUGUCCAAGUGACCGAAGAAACGAUCGCUUUUCUUGCCCGCUACUACAAUAUGACCGAGUAUCGAUAUCAAACCGGCAUGGAGGAAGAAGGAGGACGGAGUUAUCUGCUGGAGAUCAAUCCGCAUUAUGUGAUUCGGGGCACAGAAGACCAUCUUAACGUUAUUGACGCCAGAUGGAUCGACACCGAGACGGGUCUGUUCAUCGACAUUAGCACUGUCCGCGUUGACCACGAGGCUCGUCGCAAUGGUAAAGAGGGUGCGCUGAUGUGCAAAGACAAGCACAACUAUCUCGAGAAGGAUCUCUUCCCUCUGCGAGACGGGUAUUUCGAGGGCAUCCAAGUCAAGAUACCUUUUGAGUAUGAGUAUCUGCUGGAGGAGGAGUACGGCGCCAAGUCCAUGUCAGAGACGGAAUUCGAAGGUCAUCGCUUCAAUGCAACUUCCAAACUUUGGCAGCCGAUACCCGGAUGGAAACCGCCAUCAAAGAAGCGGCCCAACCGUAAGAAACCACCCAAAGCAGGUAACCGCAAUGGAUAG
This is a messenger RNA of Cyphellophora europaea CBS 101466, 885 nucleotides long. RefSeq lists its product as uncharacterized. The record is from RefSeq and is a predicted model, not a curated record. Bases 1 to 885 code for a protein of 294 amino acids. Lineage: Eukaryota; Fungi; Ascomycota; Eurotiomycetes; Chaetothyriales; Cyphellophoraceae. The transcript has 2 exons.